Planococcus citri (citrus mealybug) is the source of this 2521-nucleotide messenger RNA. RefSeq lists its product as uncharacterized. NCBI's taxonomy places the organism in Eukaryota, Metazoa, Arthropoda, Insecta, Hemiptera, Pseudococcidae. The record is from RefSeq and is a predicted model, not a curated record. The coding region runs from base 314 to 2335 and encodes 673 amino acids. The transcript has 2 exons.
GCUCAUGUGGGAGAGGAAACGAGAAUCACAUAACAUGUGAGAAGAGCUCGUUGCCAUGCAACCAAGGACGCCGGAAACUCGUAUCCGGUAGGUAAUCGUAUUGUUUUGUGUGUGAUAUUUCACUAUUUCAGCUACUUGAGUAAAAACAGUGAACCUGUCGAGUUGUGUAUUUUCAGAACGCACCUAUUGUGGUGGCUAUCAUAACAGUGUGUUUUUGUAUUCAAAUUCGCAGAAAUUUGUGCAAAUAUUUGUUCGUAUACAUAUGUAUAAUUCAUGUUGUAGAAGCGGUACGAUUUGAUUUGACUCUUUCGACAUGGGCGACAUCGAAGAAUAUCCGUUUAGUUUCAUAAAUACGAGUACACCGGCAUGCCUACAGCUCUUGGCGUCAUCCGGGGUGGCGUUAAUGUUAUGGCAAUGCAAGUACUAUUUGAAUGGCAUUCCCCUCAGAUUGUUUAUGAAACUGCAGGAACCAAGAUUCAGCUGCGACGAAAUGCUCGUCAUCCCCUCUCGUUUCAAAGCCGAGAUCGACAAAAAAAUCAUCACGAUUCACAAAGAACUAAGAAUCUGGCUCAACGAUGGAGAUUAUCGAUAUGAUUUGUCCACGUGUUUCAAGCAUAUCGUUAUCAAUGCUUCCGGUCGUAUUGAUUACAAAGCAACUGCGGUGAAUAUUUUGAAUUCGGGCGAUUUGAGCGACGACUUGAUGAGUUAUCGAAUGGCUUGUCGGUUUUGUUUGGAAGAUCAAAUCAAACGAAUCUGGCCUUCGGUCGCGGAAGUUAAUAAACGACUACGAUUAGAUGAAAUUACAGAUCCAAUUGAAUUUGAUUUAGUGUUUUACUGGACUGGUCGUUAUGUGAGAUCGAAUGAGGAUUCGAUCCACACUGAUUGUAGAGUUCUGUCCGUGAUCGAUAAUACACCGCCCAAUCGUCCAGCGCUCGAAUAUUUUUGGAAAAUGUUACCCGUUGAACAGAGAAUAUCUACAGUUAUUUCAUCGCUUAAAAAAGGCGACUACAGUGCUACGAAAGUUUUACUACCUACAUUGAAUCGAAUCCACGCUGAAAAGGUAUUCCAAGUUGCGACUGCUGAAGUUGUACGUUUUCUCGUAUCAUCGAACGAUGACUAUUUACCGCACGUGUAUCAAUUGUGGACUGCGAUGAAACACACUACAGUUUUGGAGAAAAAAUCAAGCUUCUCCGCCAUCGUACGCGGAUUAUGGCCGUUGGCUGACAGUCGGUGUAUAGGAUGGCGCCUGAGCUACGCUCGAUGCGAUCAAAUUAACGAUGCUUUGCUGCAAAUCUGGUCCAGUGCUGAGGAUGAAUUGAAGGAUUACGUUUCGAAUAGCGAUAAUAUAGUGUAUUUUUUCAACCGAUUGGACGCCGGCUCGGCUAAUAUUUUCUGUUGUUACGGUCACGAUGCGAUAUUUCUGUUAGAUCUACUAGAAAGAUCGAGAGAUUUGGAUAAAGAACAGUUUUGGCGACAUUAUUGGCGUAGAUUGGCGUUACUUGUGAAGCCUUCGUGUCUGGAACGCUUGAUGAGAUUAUGUUUACCGAACGACGACGAUGCCAUCGAGGUUUUCAAAAGCCAGCUACUGGAUUUCACAAAUCUUUUCGAAUCGUUGAUCAAAGAAGGAUUUUAUUCACACUUGAGAGAUUAUCUGUUGUUUUGUUCGAAGGAUGCGAUACAGUUUCAACGACUGAGCAAGGACAUUCUCGAGUCAAAUCUCGACGCUAUUUUACUACACGAUGACGACAAAUUCGCCGAAUUUGACCGGUUCGUUAGCGAACUAUUUUUGAACGUGGAAAAGGAUGCCGAUGAAUUCAAAGUGCAGAUUAUCUCGUCUGCCGAAGGUCUGAAAUGUCUGCUCUCUACGCGUCUUGCUGAUGGCAGUGGCACUCGUUUAAGCGAUUUUGGCCGCAUUAUCAGCCGCUUUACUAGAAAUGAACGACAAUUACAUUUGGUGAAAAAUAAAUUAUGGGCGACGUGGAAGAUGGACACCGCUUACGUCGACCAAUUAAACGCUGACCAAUGGCGAAGCUUUCUGGAAUGGUGUGCUGUCGAUAGUGAAGAACUUACAGCUUUCAAAAGCUCAUUAAAUUUGGACAGGAUUUUCGUCACGCGCCUGACUCAGUAUUUCAAUGGUGAAGCGGAUGAAGUAUUGGAAUUCCUGGAUACGUUUUUGAAGUGGUAUUAUACUAACGAAGAAGAUGUAAAGAAUUUCAAAUUGGAUGUAAUUAAAAAUUACAAGCGAAUCGAUGUAUUUUGUGCCAAGUUGGAAAGUAACAAUGAACGUGAUCGUCGUUUAAUGAAUGAAUUGUUUCGGUGGUUUUUGAGAUGGUAAUAUAAGGUCUAUCGAAAAUGUUUGCGAAUCGUACAGUUCUCAAAUGAUUUGUUUGUUUCUAGAAUAGAAACGAAAAUUAAGUUUUAAAAAGUACGUAUGCAUAAAUUGUAAACGUUUAUUCCAAGUUUUACUUUUGUAAUGUUUUGUGUUUCAUUCAUUUAGAAAAGUAAUAAAAUAUAGAACAUA